Messenger RNA from Drosophila mojavensis, 1825 nucleotides. It is a transcript of the gene Ipk2, whose product is annotated as inositol polyphosphate multikinase. NCBI's taxonomy places the organism in Eukaryota, Metazoa, Arthropoda, Insecta, Diptera, Drosophilidae. The transcript has a single exon. Gene Ontology annotation, molecular function: inositol-1,4,5-trisphosphate 3-kinase activity; inositol tetrakisphosphate kinase activity. The record is from RefSeq and is a predicted model, not a curated record. Gene Ontology annotation, cellular component: nucleus; cytoplasm. Gene Ontology annotation, biological process: inositol phosphate biosynthetic process. The coding region runs from base 211 to 1236 and encodes 341 amino acids.
GCUGCACUGCAACUAAAGACGUAUUUGCAAUUGUUAAAAAAUUAAUUAUUUUCAUUCAUCACUUGACUUCCAGUUUUAUAUGAGCUCAGCCACAAAAGAAAACCACUAUUAUAAUCAGCCGCGCGCUUCACAACACUGCUCUGGGUUUUGCGCUGUUUUUGUUGCAGUUGUUGCUGUUGCUUUUGAUUUUGAGUGCCAGACAGACGGAGCAUGGCCAAAAAAGCACAAGAAAAGGUAACAGCAUCGCCCAUUGUACCCAUGGGCUACUCUCAGCUGCUCACCCAGGUGGCAGGCCACACAUUCGAAGCGACCAAUGCAGCCGCCGUCGGGCUGCUCCAAGACGCUGGCGAGGGCUGCGUUUUCAAGCCGCUUGGCAAACCUGAGUGCGGCGUACGUGAACUCAAUUUCUAUGAGUCACUGGCGGCGGCAAUUGCGACACAAGCCAAGGCAGACGCCGGGGCCAAUAACCUGAAUGGUGCAGGUGGUGAGGGGAAAGGCGAAACGGAUCAGUCACUGCUCGCCGCAUUAGCAGCUCACGUCCCCCGCUAUUAUGGUCAACUCAAACUGGUUGUUAAUCAGCGUGAGCACACAUUUAUCAAAUUAGAAGACUUGACACACGGCAUGGCCAAGCCGUGUGUCAUGGAUGUGAAAAUUGGCCGACGCACCUGGGAUCCAUUGUCAUCGUUGGAGAAGCGCACCAUCGAGGAGCAAAAGUAUGCGCUUUGCAAACAAAAUCUGGGACUAUGCCUGCCCGGCUUUCAGGUCUAUUGCCCGGAUGAAGAGCAACCCGAACAAACUGUACUGAUUCGCAAGGGUCGAGACUAUGGCAAAAGCCUGGAUGUGAUGGGCUUUCAGAAGGCAUUGGCCCUCUUCUUUAAUGCCAGCUGCAGCUCCAGCAAUGUGCUUCUCCACGAGGUGCUGAACCAGCUGCGUUCCAUACGCACCUGGUUUAAGCAACAGCGUUUAUUUCAUUUCUACGCCAGCUCUCUGCUCAUCUGCUACGACUUCGAGCAGCUACAGAAGCUGGCCACAUCCAACUCCAAAGUGUCGCUGCACAAUGGCUUCCAUGCGGAUGUCGCAGAGCCUGUCCUGCCCACCAAAUCGAAAGAAUGGAUACGCGUACGCUGCAUCGAUUUCGCUCACAUCUUCCCGGCCGAGGAUGCACAGCCCGAUCACAAUUAUAUGUUCGGGCUACAGAGCCUCAUCGAUAUAGUCGAGGCGAUGCUCCACCGAUAACAGGCACCGGGAGACUGCUCAGCCGGCGGGUCCAAAACACACACACACAUUUGUAUUACCACUAAGCCAAAAGAUUAGAUCACAGCAGAGCUGUAAUUAACUAGUUGACAAGAAAAGACAUUUUUGCAAACUAAAAAUUACUUGAUAAAUCAAAUUUCAUUACAAUUACUUCACAAUUGCUCAGUAGCGAAGCCAAAACUGUACUUAAUGAAUUAAAUAUGCAAUUGAAAAGUAAUUAUAAAAUAACUGCAUACACAUAGAUUAAACUUUAAUUACCAAUGCAGUAGGCAUACGUAAUUGCUAGUAAUUAGCUGCAUUUACGCAAAGUAAUUACAAAAUUAAAAUAAACUGAAUUACAUACCAUUUAUAUACAUUUAAUAAACUUGCAAGUAAUUGCUGGUAGUUAAACACGAUGCAUCAAGUAAUAAAAAGAAGUAAUUAAAGUUUGUCAACUUGAAAUUCCUGGUAAUUAAAAAGUAUUUCCUGGUAAUGAAUUAUAUACUAUAUAUAUUACAGCUCUGGUCCACAGUAGCAACAGCUCACACGUGGCUACUUUAAACAAAAAUUUAGAAUAAAUACUCGUUUUGUA